AUGCUCCCACAGGUCAUUCGGAUUCUGUAUGUCUUGUCUUUCUGCUUUUUCCAAGGAGGCUUUAUCAGACUGAGCUCCUGUAAGGAGGAGAUAAAGCCCCCCGGCAGGGCAGGACCAGCGCUGUCGCCCUCAGACUUCCUGGACAAGCUCAUGGGGAAAACAUCAGGAUAUGAUGCCCGCAUCAGACCCAACUUCAAAGGCCCAGCUGUGAAUGUCACCUGUAAUAUUUUCAUCAACAGCUUUGGGUCCAUCACAGAAACUACAAUGGACUACAGGCUCAAUGUAUUUCUACGGCAAAAUUGGAACGACCCUCGCCUGGCGUACAGCGAAUACCCAGACGACUCCCUUGAUCUUGAUCCAUCCAUGUUGGACUCUAUCUGGAAACCUGAUUUAUUCUUUGCAAACGAGAAAGGAGCCAAUUUCCAUGAGGUCACCACUGAUAACAAGCUACUACGGAUUUUCCAAGAUGGCAGCGUUCUAUACAGCAUUAGGCUGACUCUUGUCCUGUCCUGUCCUAUGGACUUGAAGAAUUUUCCAAUGGACAUUCAGACCUGUACGAUGCAGCUUGAAAGCUUUGGUUACACCAUGAAUGACUUGAUCUUUGAGUGGCUGUCUGAAAACCCCGUUCAGGUGGCUGAUGAUCUCACCCUCCCCCAGUUUGUGCUAAAAGAGGAGAAGGAUUUGGGCUACUGCACUAAGUAUUACAACACAGGUAAAUUCACCUGUAUUGAAGUGAAGUUCCACCUGGAACGUCAAAUGGGCUACUACUUGAUCCAGAUGUACAUCCCCUCCCUCCUCAUAGUCAUCCUUUCCUGGGUGUCUUUCUGGAUAAACAUGGACGCUGCACCAGCCAGAGUGGGUCUGGGCAUCACCACUGUACUGACGAUGACCACGCAGAGCUCUGGUUCAAGGGCCUCUCUGCCCAAGGUGUCCUAUGUGAAGGCCAUUGACAUUUGGAUGGCGGUGUGCCUUCUGUUUGUGUUUGCUGCCCUGCUGGAGUAUGCAGCAGUUAACUUUGUCUCAAGGCAACACAAGGAGUUCAUCAGGCUGAGGAAAAAGCAGCGGCAGCAAAGAAUAGAAGAGGAACUUGUGAGGGAAAGCCGUGGCUUUUACUUCCGGGGUUAUGGACUGGGUCACUGCCUUCAGACCAAGGAUGGUACCGCUGUGGAGGGAGCCACUGUGUUCACCACCCCGCCUCCUCCGCCGCCUCCUCCUCCUCCUCCUCCAGUUAGCUUUUAUGACGGAGGGGUACUCCACAAGCGUUUUGUGGAUCGGGCAAAGCGCAUUGACACCAUAUCCAGAGCAGUCUUUCCCUUGAGCUUCCUCAUAUUCAACAUCUUCUACUGGAUCACCUAUAAAGUGCUGCGACACGAGGACAUCCAUCAAAAUUUGUAG
This is a messenger RNA of Perca flavescens (yellow perch), 1395 nucleotides long. It is a transcript of the gene glra4a, whose product is annotated as glycine receptor, alpha 4a. Gene Ontology annotation, cellular component: plasma membrane. Bases 1 to 1395 code for a protein of 464 amino acids. Gene Ontology annotation, biological process: monoatomic ion transmembrane transport. The record is from RefSeq and is a predicted model, not a curated record. Gene Ontology annotation, molecular function: glycine binding; transmembrane signaling receptor activity; transmitter-gated monoatomic ion channel activity. The transcript has 9 exons. Lineage: Eukaryota; Metazoa; Chordata; Actinopteri; Perciformes; Percidae.